GACAGUCACCUCACCGCGAACAAACCGUCGCUCUAAAUUUCAGUGUAUAACCCCUUCCCCGUAGUUUUCUAACCCUUCUGACGCUACAAUGUCUACCAAAAACCUGGCAAACCGCGACGGCUUAGCCGUCCUGAUGGCCCUCAACGACUCCGACAACUUCGGCGACGACUCCACCCCCUGGAGCCUCGACGCUUCGGGUGCUCGGAACGCCGUCAGCAUGGGCGACCCGCGCCCACCUAGCGAACUCCCCCCAAGUCCCUGUCACUCCCCCGAGCAAAACCGAACCUUCCCCAUGACCUCCGCCGCUCGCAGAAACGAGGAACUCUUCGGGGGUGGUUUCGACCCACGCGAAUACAAAGCAAAUCUUCGGCAAGAAAGACGAGACUUGUUGGCCGAAAAGAGGAGGAUGUUGGAACAGUCGUCCGGGAGGGAGUACUCAAUCGACUAUAAGUCCCCGGAGGAUUGUGGCUUGUUCCCUGAAGGAGCCAGUCCGCCGCCGUCCCCCAGCAGGAUAACCUUCAAUCUUUCUCCGGCGGCUGCCCUCAACACCACUGUCAAUAUCGGGCACGAAAGGAUUUUCGGUCCUCCGAGUUUCAGUAUGGCGGCGGCGGCCCAGUCGACGCCGAUCAAGGGGGCGGGGACGCCGCCCCGGAUGGAUCGCUACUGGCCGAGCGGGAUUUCGUCGAUGUACGAUACGGCGAGCUGUGGGGCCAGCCCGGGGACUCCGUCGUUCCACACGGCGAGGAGUCACCUGGCGGACGUUUCGAUUCUGACGCAGGGGGGCGGCAAGUGUCCGAUAUCGCCGAUUCAGGCUAUGGAGUCGCCACCACCGUGUGCGGUGAACGCGACGAUGAAUUACGGGCCGCCGGCCUCGAAUGCUUCGCAUUGCUCGGGGUCUCCGGGUAUGCAGAGUGCGAGGAGUCACUCUCCUGGAAACGCUUCCAUGUCGUCACCGACGAAGUGCCAGAUCAGGCAAACGGUGCUGAAUCUGACGGAUAGUAUGGCGGAGAAUGAGAAUCAAGCGAUGAGGGAAAGACUACGCUGUUUUCAGAAUGCGAGGAGACAACGUCUUUCCCAAUCUAGUUAG
Zophobas morio is the source of this 1087-nucleotide messenger RNA. RefSeq lists its product as uncharacterized. The transcript is spliced from 2 exons. NCBI's taxonomy places the organism in Eukaryota, Metazoa, Arthropoda, Insecta, Coleoptera, Tenebrionidae. The record is from RefSeq and is a predicted model, not a curated record. Bases 89 to 1087 code for a protein of 332 amino acids.